AUGGCUUGGAGAGGAGCAUACACUAGCGGGCACAAGGGCACACAUCCAAUGAUUGUGUUGGAGACCGUUGCCGACCAAUGGUUGUGGAUCUGGCAUGCCUACUUUGGAGUUGCUGGGUCGAACAACGACCUCAAUCUGUUGAACGAGUCUCCAUUGUUCAAUGACUUGUGUGCUGGGCGAGCGUCUACAGUAGAGUUCACGGCCAACCACCGUCGAUACACUAUGGGGUACUAUCUGGCAGACGGGAUCUACCCUCGAUGGCCCGUGUUCAUGAAGACCAUCACAUGUCCGACAACGGAUAGGAGGAAGUUGUUUGCCAAAAAGCAAGAGGCGGCUCGGAAAGAUGUGGAGCGCGCAUUCGGAGUCCUCCAAUUACGUUGGGCUAUAGUGAAGGGAGCGGCCCGUGAUUGGCACCGUCCGCUAAUCGCCGACAUCAUGUAUGCAUGUAUCAUAAUACAUAACAUGAUCGUUGAGGACGAGGGAGAAAACGUCACUUUAUGGAGCGACGAUCCGCUCGCCAGCACCAGCAGUAGCUACACUGUCACCAACCCGCCCGUGCAAGGUGUUCCUUGA
Messenger RNA from Salvia hispanica, 573 nucleotides. RefSeq lists its product as uncharacterized. Lineage: Eukaryota; Viridiplantae; Streptophyta; Magnoliopsida; Lamiales; Lamiaceae. The record is from RefSeq and is a predicted model, not a curated record.